AUGUCACGAGAAGAGCUCUCAGCGGCUGCCGCGCCGGUGCUGUUCCGCGACCGAUACCCACUGCCCCUCAUCGCGGAGACCCUGCAGAAUCUGGCCAAGGCUAAGUGGUUCACCAAGUUGGACGUGGUGGCCGCUUUCCAUAAGAUCCGCAUGGCUCCGGGACAUGAGGAAAGACUGCAUUUCGCACGAGACCCAGCGAAGUGCGAGUUUUCGGUACAAGAGGUCAAAUACCUUGGGUUCAUCGUCAACGCAGGGAAAGGAAUCGCCUGCGACCCCGAAAAGCAGCGCGCCAUCCGCGAAUGGGAGGCCCCGACCACGGUGAAGGGUGUCAGAAGCUUUCUGGGCUUCGCCAACUAUUACCGGAUCUUCAUCCCCGACUAUGCCAAGAUCACGCAGUCUCUGGAUGCCCUGCUUAAGAAAGGAACUGCCUUUCAUUGGGGACGAGCGGAGAACGAGGCGUUUCAGGAGCUGAAGCGACGAUUUUGCGAGUCACCGGUGCUCAAGCAGUGGGACCCGAGCCUCCCGACCUUUUUGGAGACGGAUUGCUCAGGCUACGCAUUGGGAGGCGUCCUGUCGCAGGAAGGCCCAGAUGGACGUCGACACGCAUGCGCCUUCUUCUCGAAGCGACUUUCGCCAGCGGAGUACAACUAUCCCAUUCACGACAAGGAGAUGCUUGCCAUCAUGAGAUGUCUCGACAACUGGAACGCCGAACUUAGGAGCUGCGGCCCAUUUACAAUCCUUACCGAUCACCGCAACCUGGAGUAUUUCAUGACACGCCAGAAGCUCACGGAACGGCAGAGCCGUUGGGCAGCCGAAUUGUCCCAGUUCGACUUCAAGCUCGAGUAUCGACCGGGAAGCGAGGCUGUCGUGCCUGAUGCGUUGUCCCGCCGUGAACAAGACAAGCCACAGGGCAUUGACGACGAGCGGGAACAAGGAAGAAUGAUACAGUUGAUACCGGAUAGUGCCAUUCCAUCAUCGACAAGAGCAUGUAUCAACGCGAUGAGUUCUGACUGUUCAGAGGCAUCCACCCUGCCGAAGAUGAAGGUCUUCGAGGUAGCGGACCUGCAGCAACUCUGGGACGAAACGGUGGCGAAGGACUCGAUAUUCCGGGCAGCCUAUAAGGCAGUCCGCGAUCGCGAGCGUGCCUUCCCGCCCUCGCUGGGCCUGAAGAUCCAGAUUUCAGAAUGUGCGAUCGACGCAGGCAAAAGGCUGACAUUCAGAGACCGUAUUUGGUCGCAUGACUCUGUUGCGACCGGUCAUCCCGGCAGGAAGGUACGCUGGCUAUUGUGGCUCGGCGAUUCUACUGGCCUGGGCAGUCCCAGCUGGUUCGCCGAUCGACCCCGAAGCCAUUUGUCCAUGGACUUCAUCACAGAUCUGCCGCCUACUGGACCGAGCAAGGCAAGGUACCUGUGGGUGAUUGUGGACAGACUGACAAAGGCUGUGACCCUCGAGGUGAUGGACAACAUGGAAGCUGAGCCGUGUGCAAACCGUUUUCUCCAGUGUCAUUACCGAUUUCACGGAAUGCCACGGUCCAUCGUCAGCGACCGCGGGAGCAACUGGCUAAGUAGGUUCUGGAAGAGGUUCUGCCGUCUUGCAGGUGUCACGCAGAAAUUGAGCACGGCCUAUCAUCCUCAGACGGACGGAGGGCCAGAGAGAAUGAACCAGGAGAUCGAGGCCUACCUGAGAGCCUACGUGUCGUACGUGCAGGACGACUGGGAGAACUGCUCCCUGCCGCGCAGCUGGCACUCAACAAUCGUGAAUCCGCAGCGACCAAGAUCAGCCCCUUUUCGCUGA
Hirsutella rhossiliensis is the source of this 1794-nucleotide messenger RNA. RefSeq names its product integrase core domain-containing protein. NCBI's taxonomy places the organism in Eukaryota, Fungi, Ascomycota, Sordariomycetes, Hypocreales, Ophiocordycipitaceae. Bases 1 to 1794 code for a protein of 597 amino acids. Gene Ontology annotation, biological process: DNA integration. The transcript is spliced from 6 exons. Gene Ontology annotation, molecular function: nucleic acid binding. The record is from RefSeq and is a predicted model, not a curated record.